Messenger RNA from Leptosia nina, 1932 nucleotides. The record is from the annotation of a GenBank genome assembly. Lineage: Eukaryota; Metazoa; Arthropoda; Insecta; Lepidoptera; Pieridae.
AUGUACUCAGGGUCAAGCAGUGGAACUCGCUGCCUGCGAAUGUUCCGCGCGCCCAUGGGCGGGCGAUUCCUCGAUGGUGGUGGCAGAAAUCGGAGCAAGGUGUCGAUGUGGCUGCGUGCUGCAUUUAGCUCCAAUCGCUCGUCUCCUGGCCGGUUCCGCCAAGGCGUGUCCGGCGAGGCAGAGGAAGGGUUAAUAGUCCGAGUUCGAUUCGAGGCGGUCCGCUUACCCUGCGCGGGACAGUCCCUCCGGGCUCGUGACGGAGACUCGUUGGGGUCGCCCCUCUUGGCCUCGUGGGACGGACCCGAUAGCACCGCUGUGUCCAGUGAUGUAGAAACUACGACUGAUAGCAACGGGAUGGUGGAAAUAACAGGCGGACGGCACAUCCUCGUCGAACUGCGCUCCAGUGACGUUAGUGACCGAUGUGCUGGCGGCUUUUUGGCGCACGCUACGCAGAGUGAGCCGAUUCGCAACGCUUCAGCUGCUUGGGCGUCAGUCGCCAGCGUAGCCUGGUGGAGAGGUGGUGGGGGCGCUCGAGCAGCAGCAGCCACACUUGCUGCACUAGCAGCCAUAGCAGCAAUACUACUGGCUAUACAUUCAGCGCACAGAACUCGAGCAUAUCAGCGAGCUGCUGAUAAAGAGUCUCUUACCGAUAGUGAUGCUUGUUCUGCGUCGCUAGAAUUGGGUGGAGCUACAACCGGUUCUCGAAGUACGCUGCUCAGUGAAGUGGUUGGGGGUGGAGUUUCUCUUCGAAGACUUCUGCCUGGACGACGUCGGCACACCAGACUCCGGGACAGUGACAGGAGUUCAGAGCAUGUUCAGCAAAGGGACGAGGACGAUGCAACAUCGGAUAACGAAGGUGACGCAGUAAGCGUAGCCAGUGCUUGCAGCGGUGCGAGCCAAGUUUCGCAGGCGACAGUAACGCCAGAGAACAUCUCAUCUAGCAGCGCCCCCGUCGCUAGUAGCGUCAGACAGUCUCCAUUGCGACGGUCGCAUACGGUGUCUACUCAUGUAUCUGUACAAAUAAGCUCACCACCGCAAGCAUCAACCAGCGAAGCAGUCACAGCCGAAGUCAGCACCAGCGUGACGAGCGUGAGUGAGCGAGACAGCUGCAGCGAGAAGGACCACGACAGUGUGUGGGACAAGGAUGCUCAGAGUGUAGCCUCUUCGACUUCGGCAGCUACGCUAACUAACGGUUGGUACUCACCAGCGUUAAGCGGAGUGUCGGCAGCCCGCAUUCGCGACAACCCUAAGCACACAAAAGAGAACUGCAACAGGCGACUUUUGCGGUCAGACCUCAGCCUUACUUCGCAUCCCGAAAUGGAGAUAGAUUAUUACGAUUAUGAAGUCAACAACGCGGGUUCAGUUCCCGGUUCGUAUUUAGGAAUGGAUCCCGCUUUCUUGGUCUGGAUACCGCCGUUGGAUGAAGGGGAUAUCAUAAAAGAAAUGGAUGAAAACAAAGCUCCCAUUUACGAAGAGGUCGUGCCAAAGGAGCUCAGACCAGAUCCAGGCAGCAACAGAGAAUCACCGGAAGACAGACCGACGCUCAAAAGAAUCCCGACUAAUCGCUCCAACGAAUCCAUCAAAUCCAUGCGCAAGGUCAUAGACAGAAGCAGCGUCAUACACCCGCUCAAUUUCAGCAUCAGUGACUUGCAAAAUUCGCCCCAACUCCCGAAGAGAAACAAAAGGAAGAAAUCCGAAAUUCCCGUAAACAUUCCGAUGAAAGAUUUGACCUUGAUGUCCCCAGUGAAGGUCCACAAAAAAUCUGAUGACUCGACCCUAAAACGAGUUCUGGAAACGAGAGAAAAGGACAGCACUUUGAAAAGAAAUGAUUUUAACGAUAUUAGGUUUGCUGACGAUUCGUCGAAUGAAAUAAAAUUCGACGAUUCCCCAGAUAGCAAUAGGUUAGUUGACAAGUUCGAUGUUAAAGUAUAA